AUGGCACACAUGGACAGCUACUCUACAGACUACUCUCAGCGCCAGCACUGGCCCAGCCAUCUCCUGCCCCCGCAUCCCCAGUCCUCCUUCCCCUCACCGCCAGGCAGCGACCACGGCCACCACUAUCCCCCAUUCUUCCAGACACAGGCUCAGGCCCAUGUCGCCCAGCAGCAGCAACAGCAGCAACAGCAGCAGCAACAGCCAGACAGGGCCCAGGGCGCUGACCCCAUGAACAGAGCCACGUCCUCCCUCUCCCUCAAUCUCUCUUCCCUCAGUGUGGCGUCCCCCACCAAUCUCUCCCCCAUCAACGGCCCUUCUGCAGUGGCGGCGGCGGCGCUCUCCCCAGCGACCCCCAUCAGUCCGUCCACCAACCCUUUCGCAGGCUCCCAGCAGCAGCAUCACCAUCUCCACGGCGUCCACGCCCACAGCCACCCCCAUCAUAUCCAGACCUCGCCCUUCUCCUAUGAUCCCAGCCAGGGCGCAUCUGGCCAGCAGAGUCCCCACCACUACGACGACCAGGCCCCACCUCCAGGCUCAUCAGCAGGCUACGACACACGCCGCACUCCUGCACCCUCGCGGUCCUCUUCCUCGGGCGCAUCUGCCUCCCAGCUCCCUCGCAAACGCAGCUUCUCUGCAAACCCAAACGGUGCCAACAGCAGUGCAGUCAAGAACAGUAACGGUGGUCCUCCCAGUGCAGCCGCUGGUCAGUCAGGUGGUCUCAGCAUCAACGUGAACGUCAACCCACCGCUCGUCGAAGAGGGCAUGUACGAUGACGAGGCGCGGGACUCGGCCAUGGAGCUGGCAUCCGCAGCGUCUUACGACGAUCUGGACGUGCGCAACGGGUAUGAGGGAUGCGCGCGGCCCGGUCCUGGCGCAGGAGGCAGUGGCGGCAGCCCUGUUGACGGCAGUGGGAGCACAAGCGGGGCAGAGGAGUCCUUUGGCAUUAUCGGCAGUGGAGGCGGGGGCGUUGGAGGGACGAUGAACAUCCUAGGCAAGCCAAUCGCGACAAACAAUUUUGUCACCAAGCUCUAUCAUAUACCUACCCGCCCAGACAUGCGCAUGCCUUUUUUUUCUGGCCCUGGUUUCUUUUUUGCGCCCGUCCUGCGAACGUGGUGGAUGUAUGCGUAUGCGCCAUGCACUAUAUAG
Molecule: messenger RNA, 1146 nt
Organism: Psilocybe cubensis
Lineage: Eukaryota; Fungi; Basidiomycota; Agaricomycetes; Agaricales; Agrocybaceae
Exons: 2
Coding region: 1-1146 (381 amino acids)
Source: RefSeq, a predicted model, not a curated record